This is a messenger RNA of Cercospora beticola, 651 nucleotides long. RefSeq lists its product as uncharacterized. Gene Ontology annotation, molecular function: actin filament binding. NCBI's taxonomy places the organism in Eukaryota, Fungi, Ascomycota, Dothideomycetes, Mycosphaerellales, Mycosphaerellaceae. Gene Ontology annotation, cellular component: cytoskeleton. The record is from RefSeq and is a predicted model, not a curated record.
AUGUCAACCACUACCACAAUCACAGAGGCUUCCUUUGACGCCCAAGUUACAGUGCAAACUGGGCUUAAUUAUAGCAAGCGGCAAACCGAAGCACAAUCUCGUGCUCGAAUACCCCAAUUCGAAGAUAAAGCAGAAGAACGGAAAUGGCAACUCGAGCAAAUGGCAGCAGCAUUCCGCAUCUUUGCGAAACUUGGCUUCGCAGAUGGCGGCAGCGGACAUAUUAGCGUGAGAGACCCAGUCGUAACGAACACCUUCUGGAUCAAUCCAUAUGCCGUACACUUCGGCCUUCUCAAAGUAUCCGACAUGGUCCAUGUCAAUGAAGAAGGAGUCCGUAUUGGCGGAGCAGAUCUACCAGUGAACGCUGCUGGUUUCAUCAUACAUGCUGCCAUACAUAAAGCACGACCGGACAUCAAUGCUGCUUGUCACGUACACAGUCCGUAUGGAAGAGCCUGGAGUAACUUUGGACAACCGAUUGACAUGCUUAACCAAGGAUCGGCGGGAGCAUCUUCUGGACUGCAGAAGACAAUCGUUGGAGACGAGGAAGCCGCGUACACGAAGACGGGUACUGGCAACCCGGAGGUGAUGUAUAUGCAGUUCGUGCCCGAGUAUCAGAUGAUGCUCAAGGAAAGUGGUGGCAACUUCCUCGAGUGA